AUGGAGACACCAACCGCUCACCCCCGGCCCAACACCAUGGCCAGCGCAAUAGAAAGCCUCUUGGCCCAGCUGGACCCUGAAAUUCAAGACGCAGAAGAAGGCACGCCAAUUUACUCGGCCGCCUGCCUGCAAAAGACACCUUUGAGAGAGGGGAACACCAUUUUUUCUCACACAAGGAGGUACAUCCACACAGAAGUCUUCCUCCUCUUCUCCCAAUCCCGGCCCCAGGCCCAGAACCUCGGCUUCGUCGACCCACGCGCCACCACCCUUGAGCUCACUAUCAACGGCCGCGACCUGGCCGUCACCCAGUCCCCCGCCGUCCUGUCCUCCAACCGCGCCGGCGGUACCACUGGCGCUGUCGUCUGGAAGGUCACACCGCUCUUCGCCUCGUGGCUAUCUUCCGGCGCUGGCAGCAGCGGCAGCAGCAGCAACAGCAGCAGCAACGUCCUCGCCCGCGCCGGCCUCCUCACCUCCGCCUCCACCAUCCUCGAGCUCGGCUGCGGCGUCUCCGCCCUUGUCGGACUCGCUACUGCUCCGCUGGUGCGGCGCUAUAUACUCACGGACCAGCAGUACGUCGCGCGCUUCGUCGAGCAGAACAUAGAGCAGAACCGCAGGUCGCUGCCAACCCGCGCCGCAGGUGACAACCUCACCUUUCAUGCGCUCGACUGGGAGCUCGACACGCCGACGCCGGCCCUCUGCGUGCCAGACCUCGUCGUAGCCUGCGACUGCAUCUACAACGAGGCCCUCAUUACCCCCUUUGUGCAGACCUGUGCUGAUGCGUGCCGGCUCCGGUCCUCGGAGAACGAGCGUGGUGGUGGCGGCGGCGGCGGCAGCGGCACGGAUCGCAAUGUGGUGGAGAGACGGCCUUGCGUGUGUGUCGUCGCACAGCAGCUGCGCGAUCCAGACGUCUUCGAGGGCUGGCUCAAGGAGUCUAUGAGGAAGGGGUUCCGUGUGUGGCGGGUGCCAGAUGCAGAGCUGCCUGAGGGGCUGAGGACUAGCUCUGGGUUUGUCGUGCAUAUUGGGAUACUCAGCGAGGAGGCUUGA
Molecule: messenger RNA, 1044 nt
Organism: Cryphonectria parasitica EP155
Lineage: Eukaryota; Fungi; Ascomycota; Sordariomycetes; Diaporthales; Cryphonectriaceae
Exons: 4
Coding region: 1-1044 (347 amino acids)
Source: RefSeq, a predicted model, not a curated record